Molecule: messenger RNA, 714 nt
Organism: Knipowitschia caucasica
Lineage: Eukaryota; Metazoa; Chordata; Actinopteri; Gobiiformes; Gobiidae
Source: the annotation of a GenBank genome assembly
AUGCAGGAAACCCGACCGCAUUCGUCCACAUCACUUCCGCAUUGGCAAAGACAACAUACAAGCGAACAUCUUCAACAAAUAAGGCUAUCAAUGUCCUCUGGAGCUCCUAAAGGGGAAAACUGUGAGGUGGACAUGGACAGUAAAGCAGGGGAUCUAUUCAGUGCUAAGGAGGUCUUUCCCACAGGCACGGGCGGAGCCGGAAUCCUGGCUAAGCUGGGUAUUCCCAAAGGUUUCUCCCCUGCCAUGGCCAAAGAGUGGCUGGACAAACGCAGAGUGUCCAUCCGACCAUGGGCCAGUUUUGUCGACCAACGGAAAUUCUCUAAACCGCGAAACUUCGGAGAGCUGUGUCAGAGAGUGGUGAAAAAUGUGGAUGUUUAUAACAGCAACUACACCUUUAUAUUUCUGGGACUCAUUCUCUACUGCAUUGUGAGCUCUCCCAUGCUGUUGAUCGCCCUGGCUGUGUUUGUUGGAGCCUUCUACAUUAUUCACCUCAAGUCUCUGGAGAAGAAACUCGUCAUUAUGGGCAGAGAGCUGGCGAUGCCCCAUCAGAUGGGCCUAGCAGGAGCUGUGUCUCUGCCCGUCUUCUGGUUGGCCGGUGCUGGAGCUGCUGUUUUCUGGGUGCUUGGAGCGACGCUGUUCGUGAUCGGCUCUCACGCUGCGUUCCGCGAGGUGGAGGCGUCAGACCUGGACGAGCUGCUCAUGGAGCCGGUGUGA